This is a messenger RNA of Felis catus (domestic cat), 4451 nucleotides long. It is a transcript of the gene MOSPD1, whose product is annotated as motile sperm domain containing 1. The record is from RefSeq and is a predicted model, not a curated record. The transcript has 8 exons. Lineage: Eukaryota; Metazoa; Chordata; Mammalia; Carnivora; Felidae. The coding region runs from base 1979 to 2620 and encodes 213 amino acids. Gene Ontology annotation, cellular component: cytoplasm.
AAAAAAAAAAGAAAAAUAUUUUUAAAAAGAUGCUACUGGAGGGCAUCUUUAUUUUUUUUUUAAUCUUAAAACAUACACUACUCAGCUUUCACAGUGUAUAGACUGCUGUGAAGUCUUUUACUUCGGUAAGACCUCAAAGUACGUGGCAAACCUAGAAAAUGUGUAAAAACCAAAUGGCCUAAUAUUUGUACAAUGAACCAUUUAACCUAUGGUGAACAGCAGAACAGUGCCUGUGAAACACCUGACUUCAGGAAUGUACCAGCCCUUAAAAAUCCUAACAGACAGCACUGGAAAUUUAAAGAGGAAGAGAGCCGAGUCGAUGAAAUGGGAAGGAAGAAGCGGUUUUAACACUGGCGAGACUAGAGCAAAAGAACUCACUGCUCUUAACUGUUUAGUAUUUAGCCGGCCACUGGCAGGCCUGCACCAAAUAUGGCAGAAGGAGAUAGUUCCUGUGCCCAGAUAAAAGGGAGCGGGCCCAGGGGUGGAGCCAGAACCCUGAUCAGAGUAAACACGAGAGCCGGAGAGGGGGGGUCCGUAGCCGGUACAUGGAGCCAAGCAGACGGGUCACUUCACUUGUUUCUGGGAAGUCUGCUUCAGGUUAUCCUUAACCGUUUCAAACCUCAACCCACUUUCUGCACAAGAAUCCCCAAGGGCCACUUACUCCAUUUGAUUUUCUCGCAGCCUCCCGUGUCCCCCCAAAAAAGGGGGGGGGGGUGCAAAUGACACUAUGCCUUUAAAGUGGUUUCUGUUCGCAAUCUCCAUUUGGAGUCUGUAGUGGGCAACGGUUAGGAAAUUCCCACUUCUCUCCGAGUCUUCUCUUUUCCUUCUGGUCAAUCGAAAGGGAGGAAAGCAGAAAAAAAUAAAAAAAAAUCACACUGUGGGGGGUGCCGGUCUCCCUGGACUGAUAGUGGAGAGUGUGUGAGGACUUUAUGUGUUUAGACUUUUGUGUGAGUGUGUGUGUGUGUGUGUGUGUGAGAGAGAGAGAGACAGAGAGGGAGGGAGAGAGAGAGUAGUUUACAAACUGGUCACAAGGUGGUGUACAGGCAUCGGAUUUUCUUUCAGAUUUUCAUUCAUGGUUGUAUCCCUGUGCCUUUGUACAGAGGGAAAGGACAAGGCCGUUCCUGCAUCGCCAGCUGCCAGCUGCACUGUCUCCCCAGUGUGCUCAGCUGUGAGGUACCGGAAUGUUCCUUGAUGGGGGAGACUGUUAUCAGUAGACGCCGUAGGCAAAGCUGCUAAGUGCCCGAGGUUGGGUCCAUGUAGGAUGCCCCCAAACCCAAGCCGACAAAAAACCCACGGAAACACAAUAUGGCGUUAUGCUUGAAGUCUGGGCCGUCAGAAGUAAUCCACACAAAGCCAAUGUCAGGAUAUGCCACGAAUACAGUAUGCUCUACCGAGCGAAAAAUCAGACAUUUCCUGUGAUCGCGUCGUUCCAGCUUCUGCAUUUUCAAAAGCCACAUUCUUAGGAUGGUAGCUAAGUCGGAACGUUGUUGAUUAAAAUUAGCCCGAGAAACAAACACAGAGACAUCACACACACCAGACCGUCAGACUUCUGCCAGCCACAACUAUUCAGAACAUACUCGAGAACCCCAGAAGGAAUCCAAAAGGUCUCUAAGUUGGAAGCAAAUAGUUCUCACGAAGCCUGUGUACUUGACGUAGGAGGGGAGGCACAGUGCCACUUGCAUGCCACAGCCUAUUUACUGACUUUGAAUUUUCAUAGAAGACUCCCAAGGACUCCUUAACAAGUCUGGAUAUUCAGCUUCCUUUCAAGACAUUUUUGCUUGUCUUGGGUUUUCGGUAGAAAAAAGAUGAAAAGAACUCUUCCACCCAUGCGGCCAGAAAGCACUAACUAAAGCAUGGUUGAAAUGAGUGUGAAAAUUGCCAAAAUGCUUUGGAGUUUUUAACUAACUGACUUAAGAAAAGUCCAAAAUAGAUUUGAGACUGUAAAAACAGAAGCUGCAGCAAGGGGGAUUCAGUGCCAAUGCAUCAACAAAAAAGACAGCCAGAGUUAGUGGAAGGAAAUCUUCCUGUUUUUGUGUUUCCCACGGAGCUAAUAUUUUAUGCAGAUGACCAGUCAACACAUAAGCAAGUGUUGACUCUGUAUAAUCCCUAUGAGUUUGCCUUAAAGUUCAAAGUUUUGUGUACUACUCCAAAUAAGUAUGUUGUCGUCGAUGCUGCAGGUGCAGUAAAGCCUCAGUGUUGUGUGGAUAUUGUGAUUCGUCAUAGAGACGUUCGAUCCUGUCACUAUGGUGUAACGGACAAAUUCCGUCUCCAAGUUUCCGAGCAAAGCCAGAGGAAGGCUUUAGGAAGGAAAGAGGUUGUGGCUACUCUUCUCCCGUCUGCAAAAGAACAACAAAAGGAAGAAGAGGAAAAAAGGAUAAAGGAACAUUUAACUGAAAGUUUAUUUUUUGAGCAGUCCUUUCAACCAGAAAACAGAACUGUCUCUUCAGGACCUAGUUUACUAACUGUCUUCCUGGGAGUGGUGUGCAUUGCGGCUUUGAUGCUUCCUACGCUGGGGGAUGUGGAAUCGCUGGUGCCUCUCUACCUCCACUUAAGUGUGAAUCAAAAAUUAGUGGCUGCUUAUAUCUUAGGUCUUAUCACAAUGGCCAUACUUAGAACAUGAGCAAGGAAUUCAGUUGACUUCUGAAGUAAAUUUAUCUUGCAAAUAUGAAUGUGGACUGCCUUUUAUCUCUUUCACUCCAUUAACAUGCUACAAACUAUUGAGUGAUUUACAAUAAUUGCAAAUGUAUAAUUGCAAACGUAUAAUAUAUAUUUUAAAUUACUCUAUAAUUUUAUUUGAAGGACUCUAGCACAUUAUGAUACAGACAGCAAGGAUGCCUCUGAAUUACGCCUAGGAAAUUAUUUGAAAAAAUUCUUUUUAUAUCUAAACCGAUUAUGCAAAAGACUUUAACCAUCUGUUAUUUUCUCAUCUUUUUUUCUAAUUUACUUUGAUUAAGGUCGUAUGUCCUUCACAGUUAAAGGCCUGAAAGAGCAAACUGACCAGCUUAAAUGUAAAAUGACAUUUCCUAACUACAAACAUCAAUGUUCCUAUGUAAAUUAUACCUUGUCCUCUCAUUAUAAACAGUUGCCAUGGUGUUUCUAAAAUAAGUUUCACGGUUAAUGUGUGGAGGGCACCAAGAGAAAAAACAUAAAGUGCUGAGGGAUCAUGCUUAUCCUAUCCUAGGAUCUCACAGGAGACCAGACAUAUUUCAUUCAUCUGGUGAACUACAGCACAGGUUGUGGUCCAGACACAAAGCAUGUGGGGGUUUUUGCAACCCUCAGAAUUAGGGUGACUUCUCUAUUUGGCCUAAGAAUUCUAAAGGAAGGUAGGCAUUUGUUUAGUUAAUUGGUUCACCCUGCCUUUACCUCUGGAUAAUGCUUUCUGUUAACAGGAGGAAAAAAAUCACUUUAUCAUUUCUUCCUAGCCCUUUGCCUGACUGUAAGCAACUAGCCCAGUCUGGGGUUACCAGAUGCCGGGUGGUUUAUAUGGAGAUGUUUUUCACCUUUAAACUCCAAGCCAAGUAUACAAAAUCCUUGAUACGUGUCUAUUUUAUAACAGUCACGGAGCUAUUUUUUAAGUUUGUAUUUAUUAAAACAACUUUACCAAAAAAAAAAAAAGCCCCUAAAGCACAACUAUUUACAUUUCUUUGUAGCGUCUCUGAUCUUUAACCAUAUAUAUGCAAUUUGAACUGUUCUUAUCAUAAUAACUGAUCUUUUGACUUAGGGUUUUUUUUUUUUUUUUAAGUUUAUUUAUUUAUUGCGAGAGAGAGUGUGCACGCGAGCAGGGGAGGGGCAGAGAGGGAGAAAGAGAAUCCGGAGCAGGCUCCGUGCUGUCAGCGCAGAGCCCAACGCGGGGCUCGAACCCACGAACUGUGAGAUCAUGACCUGAGCCGAAAUCAAGAGUCGGACACUUAACCAGCUGAGCCACCCAGGCGCCCCUUGACUUAGGAUUUUUAUCUGAGAGCACAAUGCCUUGAGUCUCUUGAAAAUCAUCUUUCAGAUCUUUUUACAGAACAAACUUCUGCACCUGCUACUGUAGUAUUCUCAAGGAACGUACAUAAACACAAAAUGUAUGCCUGAGGUUGGUUUUUGCAGGAAAUAGUACUUUGCUUCUAAAGUAAAAGCUACGUAUACUCUUUCAGAGAAAAUCUUCACUGUUUAACCAUUUGGGGAAGAUAAAUCAUUAAAUGGAUCAUGUCUGGACAUUGUGUAAUGACUGAAAAGCACAUAAAUGUAAUCUAUUUUGAACUUUGUAAAAAAAAUUAUGUUUGGAGGCUAUCCUUGUUUCUCUGUCCCUUUCAAGUCCUCUGUGUGUAUGUGUGUGUGUGCACGUGUGUGCAUCCGCGCAUGCGUGCGUCUGUGUGCAAGCGCACACGUGUGUGUGAGAUAACCCGUUGUAAAGGACAAAAAUUACUUUUAAAAAAUAAAAGAAAAUGGAGACCUCCUGAGUUUCA